AUGUGGAACUACAACGGUCACGAAUUCAAAAUCGAUUCACGAAGAAUGUCGGGUAAACUAGUCAUUGGUCAAACUGAUCUCAGUCUUGUUCUAUCUUCUUCUGCGUCUACAUCAAUGACAACAAAUUUCAGUUCAUCAACGACUUAUUUUACUCCAAUCCGUAAAGCAUGGUAUUAUGAGAUCAUCUUAACUAAUCUUAUCAUCAGUAAUCAAAGUUUGAUAACUGAUUGUAAAGAACUGAAUAAAGGUAAAACAAUAAUUGACAGUGGAACCACAAAUAUCUAUUUACCGAAGAGAAUUUUCCAUCGUUUAGUUCGUGUUUUAAAAGCCAAUGUAAAGAAAAAUCCACAGCUGAAUAAACUGGUUUCUAAAGUAUCAUUCUGGCAUGGUCAAAAAGCUUACUGUUUAGUAGAAAGCAGUGAAGACAACAAGGCUAUAAUAUAUGGAUCCUUUCCACAAAUUGAAUUCCAACUGGUUUCUAGUGUAAAUACAUCCAAUGAAGUUCUUUCAUUAAUUUUCUCUCCACAGCAAUAUAUUCGUUAUCUUGGUCAAAUAACUCGACAUAAUGAAAAUCGUGAUUGUUUCGCCUUUGCAAUACAAUCAACUCGCAGAUAUACAAUACUGGGUUCAGUUUUCCUUGAAGCUUAUUACACAGAAUUUGAUCAAGAAAAUAUGAGGAUAGGAUUUACUAAUUCACCAUGUACCACAUACACAAAUAUCACUGGUAUACCGGUAUCUAAAGUAAAUGGAUUGAAGCAAUGGAGUAAUACUUAUCAACAAAUAUCCAAGGUGAUGAAUACCAACCGUGUCAUUUCAUCACCAUUCGAUUGCGCUGUAUAUCGGCCUACAAAAGGUGAACACUUGACAAGAUUUAUGAAUAUCCUUACAAUAACAUUUUGGUUAUCGUUGACAAUGUUUGUUUUUUUAUUCCUUUAUUAG
Molecule: messenger RNA, 939 nt
Organism: Heterobilharzia americana
Lineage: Eukaryota; Metazoa; Platyhelminthes; Trematoda; Strigeidida; Schistosomatidae
Source: the annotation of a GenBank genome assembly